AUGAAGCGAUUGUGUGAAAUCAAACAGUAUCACUACUCCGCCGUUGGCUGGGUGUUACGUAAUAUAGGUAGCGGUUUUAGCCGAGAAGUCCCGAGUGACAGCAGGUCAUCAGGUUGUGACUUCCAUCACUGUCACAGCCAAGUCACCCUCGAUGAAGAUGUGGUCCGGGGCUGCUCCGACCGUUCUCUCCUUGAACUUGAUGAGAGGGACGCCAUCAACUGUCAACUGAAGAAGAACGCCGUGAUGAGCAGUUGUUUUCUCGGAGAGAGGAGCAAGCUUUCGUUGAAGACAUAUUGUCAGGAUGUGAAGCAUGCAUGCGCACAUCGGCCUUGUCGCAACUAUGAAGUGUGCAUACCUGUAUUGGCUGCUGUUCGCCACAUCUGCCUGCCAACAGCGGAUUUACCAGGAGCACAAAACGCCAUAGCAGCAACAGACACAGCAGGUAAAGUCGACGGAACGGUGACGGUGAUGACGCCUCACUCUGCAACGUCCACCAGCGUUAUCCAAGUGAUGACAACCCGUAUAACGUCUAUAGUGGCAACAUCGUUUGCGGUGACCAGUGCAACCACUGCAGAAUCUUCAGCGGUGACCAGUGAAACCACAGCAGAAUCGUCACCACCGACCAGUGAAACCACUGCAGAAUCGUCAGCGGUGACCAGUGCAACCACUUCAGAAUCGUCACCACCGACCAGUGCAACCACUGCAGAAUCGUCACCACCGACCAGUUCAACCACUGCAGAAUCGUCAGCGGUGACCAGUGCAACCACUGCAGAAUCGUCAGCGGUGACCAGUGCAACCACUGCAGAAUCGUCACCACCGACCAGUGCAACCACUACAGAAUCGUCAUCACCGACCAGUGCAACCACUGCAGAAUCGUCACCACCGACCAGUGCAACCACUGCAGAAUCGUCAUCACCGACCAGUGCAACCACUGCAGAAUCGUCAUCACCGACCAGUGCAACCACUGCAGAAUCGUCAUCACCGACCAGUGCAACCACUGCAGAAUCGUCAGCGGUGACCAGUGCAACCACUGCAGCAUCGUCAGCGGUGACCAGUGCAACAACUGCAGAAUCGUCAGCGGUGACCAGUGCAACCACCGAAGAAUCAUCAGCGGUGACCAGUGAAAUUACUGAAGAAUCGUCAGCAGUGACCAGUGAAAUUACUGACAAGUCUUCAGCCCUCACCGGUGCAUCAAACCCACCUUCAGAAGCUACAAUAUCUCAACAGCUAUACAAUUAUACCUACCUUGGAUGCUACAACGACAGCACAGCUCGCGCUCUCAACGAGACUCUCCUCACUUCUUCAACGAUGAGCCACGCGACAUGUUUCCGGUUCUGUCACCCAUAUAAAUACGCCGGCUUGGAGUACUCUGAUGAGUGUUUUUGUGACGAUGUCAUAGCACCCCACCACACACUUCAAGACGAACGCAACUGCACCAGUGUCUGUCCGGGCAAUUCAGACGAGCUGUGCGGGGGAUACUGGUACAUAGCAAUCUAUGAAUUAGUUCAAACAUGAUUCCCGUGCGUGAAUUAUGUAUCAGCUCUGUAUCAACAUUACCCCGGGACUGAUGUGGCCGGAUUUUACAUGAGGAAUUACUGUAAUAAAUUUAUGUGAAACGUU
Haliotis rufescens (red abalone) is the source of this 1620-nucleotide messenger RNA. RefSeq names its product flocculation protein FLO11-like. The record is from RefSeq and is a predicted model, not a curated record. The transcript has 5 exons. The coding region runs from base 1 to 1515 and encodes 504 amino acids. Gene Ontology annotation, cellular component: plasma membrane. NCBI's taxonomy places the organism in Eukaryota, Metazoa, Mollusca, Gastropoda, Lepetellida, Haliotidae.